Messenger RNA from Theileria orientalis strain Shintoku, 870 nucleotides. RefSeq lists its product as hypothetical. The transcript has a single exon. The record is from RefSeq and is a predicted model, not a curated record. NCBI's taxonomy places the organism in Eukaryota, Apicomplexa, Aconoidasida, Piroplasmida, Theileriidae. The coding region runs from base 1 to 870 and encodes 289 amino acids.
AUGUCUGAGCAAUCUCCAGGUAAUGAUAGUACAGCCUGUAAGCUUAUCGCAGCACUCGUUGCCCUUUCGUCUCAUCUGAUCAUACACCAAAUCGAUGUGACGUCGGCCAACUUCUCUAUCGCAUUCUACAUUCCGCUCAACAACAUUUCUGUGUACUUAACCAAGUUGUAUAGCUUGCGGUUCACCUUAAUUGUGCUAGGGACGCUCACGGAACUGGCGAUUUCCGAGUGCUCCAAGGUCAUGGACCCUGGAGACGACAUCAGGAUCCGGAGAUGGUUUAGUGUUUGGUCCUUCGCCGGGGUCUUAUUGGUGAGGAUUAUACUCAUCGUGGUCAUGUACACCACGUCCGAUCUGGCGUACUUCGUAUACAUGGUUCUAGGCGUGGAGGCGUACUUUGUCGGUCUGUUCCACACGUCCUUCAUCGGCAUUGUGCCUGAGCACUCGCUGAUCGUGGCGCUCUCCGACGACACCUCGCGUCUCCUAGUCCUCCUGCUGCAAUUCAUUUUGCGCCUGACCAUUUACGACAGACCCCUGCUCAUGAUUAAGCUGCAGAUGAUCGUGUGCGCCGCAGUGACUAUCGCAGCGCUGGCUGCUUGGAUCUUCUACCACGAGUUCGAAGUAAUCUCCACCGGGUACUUCAAGAGAAAGAAGCCUGAAAGCAAGCCGCCCACCAUGCCCUUCUUUAGAACGCUAGCGGACGCCUUCUCCCCUCUGGCGAUGAUCGUCGUCAGUUCCAUGAUAAAGGACUUCCUGUUUCCCAACCUGCUUCCCUAUGCCCUGUUGAGUAAGUUCAGGUGGAAUUUUGUGACCGUGAUGGCCUCCAUUCUCAAGUUGAUCGGCCCCAUUAUUCUUUUCAGCUUAGAACUUUAA